Molecule: messenger RNA, 543 nt
Organism: Sycon ciliatum
Lineage: Eukaryota; Metazoa; Porifera; Calcarea; Leucosolenida; Sycettidae
Exons: 1
Coding region: 1-543 (180 amino acids)
Molecular function (GO): actin binding
Source: RefSeq, a predicted model, not a curated record
AUGGAGAACAAGAACGGUGCACGUGUCACAGCCGUGGAGUUGCAGAAGGACCCAGUGGUGCACGAUGACGUGUGGACGAGCAUGAAGGCGGUGACGAACGCCAAACACUUUGCCACCGUGUUCCGCCUGACGGAGGACGAGUCGGAGAUCGUGCCGGAGACCAGCAUCGACUGGGAGGAGAACAAUGGUGAUGGUGGACUGUGGGCAAAGCUGCUGGCUCACUUUGUCGGGCUGAAUCAGGACAUCCGCUGGGCUAUCGUCAACCUACCGUACACGACAACUAACGGCGGAAAGCGCAACAAGGUCAUCUUUGCUACGUGGGUUCCGGACACUCUGACACGUAGGACCAUGCGCGAGUCCGUACGCGUCAAGUUCAACGGAGUGCAGCUGGCAGGAGGCAUGCGUAAGCAGGCGUCCAUUGACGGAGUGUCCAUGUAUCAAGCUAACGACAUGGAUGACCUAGCCCUGGCUGAGGUGUUGGCCAAGGUGUCGCGCUUUGAGCGAGACGGCAUUGAUAUGGAGAGCUUGGCGAUGCUGCACUAG